This is a messenger RNA of Dothidotthia symphoricarpi CBS 119687, 2801 nucleotides long. RefSeq names its product V0/A0 complex, 116-kDa subunit of ATPase. Gene Ontology annotation, biological process: proton transmembrane transport; vacuolar acidification. The record is from RefSeq and is a predicted model, not a curated record. The transcript has 4 exons. Bases 111 to 2675 code for a protein of 854 amino acids. NCBI's taxonomy places the organism in Eukaryota, Fungi, Ascomycota, Dothideomycetes, Pleosporales, Dothidotthiaceae. Gene Ontology annotation, cellular component: vacuolar proton-transporting V-type ATPase complex; vacuolar proton-transporting V-type ATPase, V0 domain; fungal-type vacuole membrane. Gene Ontology annotation, molecular function: proton-transporting ATPase activity, rotational mechanism; ATPase binding.
CUCGCAGCCAGAGGCAGCUGUUCAUCAUCACCCUUCAUCACCCCGAUCGCCUCCAACAAACCUCGAGACAAGCACCCUUCACGCGAAGACUUGUCCCACGAGCUGCCACGAUGGCGCCCCCCAAGGACACCAUGUUCCGCUCCGCGGACAUGUCCUUGACGCAGCUCUACAUAUCCAACGAGAUUGGCCGCGAGGUCGUCUCUGCGCUUGGAGAGCUUGGUGUCAUGGACUUUAGAGAUCUCAACUCGGAGACGACCGCCUUCCAACGUACCUUCACUCAGGAGAUCCGACGUCUCGACAAUGUAGAAAGACAGCUCAGGUACUUCCAUGCCCAGAUGGACAAGGCCAGCAUCUCGAUGCGAUCGAUCUACGACUUCAACAACCCCUUCACCGCGCCAUCUGCCUCCGAGAUCGACGAGCUUGCCGACAAGAGCCAAAGCUUGGAGCAGAGAAUCUCCUCGCUGAAUGAGAGCUACGAGACGCUGAAGAAGCGCGAAGUCGAGCUCACCGAGUGGCGCUGGGUCUUGAGAGAGGCAGGUGGCUUCUUCGACAGGGCGCGCGGUCAGACCGACGAGAUCCGACAGUCCGUCGACGAUGAUGACGCGCCCCUCCUUCAGGAUGUCGAGCAGAACGGCCAAGCUGAUGGCGCAGAGCGAUCCUUCACCGUCAUGAAUAUUGGCUUCGUUGCCGGUGUCAUUCCUCGUGAGCGCAUUGCCGCCUUUGAGAGGAUCUUGUGGCGCACGCUCCGUGGCAACUUGUACAUGAACCAGUCCGAGAUCCCAGAGCCCAUCAUCAACCCCGAGACCAACGAGGAGACGAGCAAGAACGUGUUCAUCAUCUUCGCCCACGGCAAGGAGAUCAUUGCCAAGAUCCGAAAGAUCUCUGAGUCUCUUGGCGCUGAUCUGUACAGCGUUGAUGAGAACAGCGAGCUGCGUCGCGACCAGAUCCGUGAGGUCAACACCCGUCUGAGUGAUCUUGCUAGCGUGUUGAAGAACACCAAGUCCACUCUCGAUGCGGAGUUGACAGCUAUCAGCCGCAACCUGGCAGCUUGGAUGGUCAUCAUCAAGAAGGAGAAGGCCACUUAUGAGACGCUGAACAAGUUCUCAUAUGACCACCAACGUAAGACGCUCAUCGCGGAAGCGUGGGCUCCUACGAACUCCCUUGGCUUGAUCAAGUCCACCCUGUCAGACGUCAACGAGCGCGCUGGCCUCUCGGUACCAACCAUUGUCAACCAGGUCAAGACGACCAAGACCCCACCGACUUACUUCAAGACGAAUAGGUUCACUGUCGGGUUCCAGACCAUCAUCGACGCCUACGGAACGAUCAAGUACCGUGAAGUCAACCCCGCCCUACCCUCGAUUGUUACCUUCCCGUUCAUGUUCGCUGUCAUGUUCGGUGAUACCGGACACGGUGUCAUCCUCCUCUGCGCCGCCAUUGCUAUGAUUUACUACGAGCGCAGACUCGAACGCAGCAAGCUUGACGAGUUGUUCUCCAUGAUGUUCUACGGUCGAUACAUUGUCUUGAUGAUGGGAAUCUUCUCCAUCUACACUGGUCUCCUCUACUGCGAUGCUUUCUCCAUUGGACUUCCAUGGUUCAAGUCUAUGUGGGUUUGGGACAACGAUGGCGCGGGCCCGACUGCUUCGCGAGUGGAGGGUUACACCUACCCAUUCGGCCUGGAUUACCGCUGGCACGAUACUGAGAACGACUUGCUGUUCUCGAACAGUUACAAGAUGAAGCUCAGUAUUCUUCUUGGUUGGACCCACAUGACCUUCUCCCUCAUGUGGUCCCUCGUCAACGCUCGUUACUUCAAGACGCCUAUCGAUAUCUGGGGUAACUUCGUUCCUGGAAUGAUCUUCUUCCAGUCCAUCUUUGGAUACCUGGCGUUCACCAUUGUCUACAAGUGGUCCAUUGAUUGGCCUGCACGUGGAACAGACCCUCCCAGUUUGUUGAACAUGUUGAUUUUCAUGUUCUUGCAGCCUGGUACUCUUGAAGAUCCGGACCAACCUCUCUAUCCUGGACAGGCUGGCAUCCAGGUCAUCUUGGUGCUCAUGGCUCUUGCCUGUGUCCCUAUUCUUCUCUUCCUGAAGCCUCUCUACCUCCGAUAUGAGAACAACAAGGCUCGCGCCAUGGGCUACCGCGGUAUCGGCGAGAGCUCUCGCGUCAGUGCGCUCGACGACGAUGACAACGAGGAUGGACCUCACCUCAAUGGCAACCGAGAAAGCUUCGGCGACGACGAGGAUGGUGUUGCCAUGAUCACGCAGGACAUUGGUCACAGCGAAGAACACGAGGAGUUUGAAUUCAGCGAGGCUAUGAUUCACCAAGUCAUCCACACUAUCGAAUUCUGUCUCAACUGCGUUUCCCACACGGCGUCUUACCUCCGUCUUUGGGCCCUGUCCCUCGCCCAUCAACGUCUGUCGAUUGUGCUUUGGGAGAUGACCAUGAAGAACGCCUUUGCUUUCACCGGCGUGGCUGGAUCUUUCAUCAUGGUAUUCGUGUUUGGUUUCUGGUUCGCGCUUACUGUGAUGGUGCUCUGUGUUAUGGAGGGUACUAGUGCCAUGUUGCACUCACUGCGUCUCCACUGGGUCGAGGCCAUGAGUAAGCAUUUCAUGGGUGACGGUGUGGCAUUUGAGCCAUUCAGUUUCAAGGUUCUGUUGGAGGAGGAUCCAGUGCAGUAAUUGUCGUUUCGUUUGUUUGCGUACUGUAGGAUUAUGCUGGACCUUUAAUCGUGGGCUAUGUAUAUAGAAUGCACAAUGGACUCUGUCAAGUUGUAUGAGUUCUAUGGUAUCGCAUCUCAUUUCGUC